Guyanagaster necrorhizus is the source of this 5017-nucleotide messenger RNA. RefSeq lists its product as uncharacterized. The transcript has 8 exons. NCBI's taxonomy places the organism in Eukaryota, Fungi, Basidiomycota, Agaricomycetes, Agaricales, Physalacriaceae. The record is from RefSeq and is a predicted model, not a curated record. Gene Ontology annotation, cellular component: eukaryotic translation initiation factor 4F complex. Gene Ontology annotation, molecular function: translation initiation factor activity; protein binding; mRNA binding. Bases 246 to 4817 code for a protein of 1523 amino acids.
GACAGAUCGCCCUUGUCUUCGUCCCUCGUCCUUGCCUACAGGACAGACUUUGACUCCCGGAUCGCUGCCUCUAGCAUCCGAAGACUUUCCUUAGUCUCACUUAGACUCUUUAACUCAUCUUACAGCUGCUUUCUCGCCUGCUGGCAGGUCAUUUUUGACGACCGACCCACAGGAGACAGACCUUUACUCGACACCCAAAUCAGUCACUCCAAAUCAUCCCAACUCAUCUCAUAUUCCAAAAUUCAAUGAGCAAAUCCGCAACUGCAACAGUACCAAAGAUCCCUGCCCAGCUACCAUCUCAGUCAGCUUGGUCAAGAGGCCCACCGCAGACCGCGUCUUCGUCCCGAUCUCAAUCUCCAGCUCCUCAGAAUACACCCGUUCAUGCAACGCAUUCAAGACGUCCUAGUACUCUUGGUCAGGGCAUACACAUAAAAGAUGGAGUGAGCAUUCCUCGGAAUAACGUAGGAGCUGCAAAGCAAGGACCCGCAGUGUCCUUCGGAUCUAUAGAUGAUGUUUCGGCGCCAAUGUCGUCGUCACCCGCUGCCACACCCCCGAUAAAAUCAGAGGGUGUCAAAACGUUUGGAACUGUUCCUGCGACGGUCAGCCAGGUAAACGGCAAAUCGUCUGUAUCCAUUGCGAAGCCAGGAUCUUCGUCAAAUACCUCUAAUCUACCACACAAGCCACGUAAACAGGACAUUACUAAGUUGUUCCAGAAUCCAUCGUCGGCGCCCCCGUCCCAAGCCUCCUCAGAUACCUCAUCUCCUAAUAUCAGACCUUCAAAUCUCCCGCCUUCAUCACAACCGCCCUCGAUACCUUCAUCGUCUCAUCCGCCGUAUCCUUCCUUCGUUCCCCAAAAUGGCAUGCGACCUCAGCAACCCAAUGCAGGUCCUAAUAGUAGUGCUACUGGUUCUGGUCCAAGGUCCCCCCCGUAUCAACGGCAGGUCCCUAAUGGCAAUGCCCCCCGUAUACCGAGCGGGCCAACCGGGCCAGGGGCUCCUCAGAUGUCUGGGGGCCUUAGUAGUCCUCGUAUGACACCCCAUCCUCCUCCUGCAAAUCUUCCUCCGCCAAUGCAAGCCCCAAUGACAUGGGCUCCUAAUUACUAUUAUAUGGGUGACCAGUCAUACAUGUAUAACUGGUAUAUUCCCCAGCAACAUCAGAUGCCGCCUCAACAACCCCAGCAUCACCCGCCCCCUCCCAGUGGGCAUGUCCCUCCCCAUAAUGGGAUCCCUGUUUCUCCUCGUAAUCAUCCUCCGCCUCUUCAAGGACCUGGAACCCCGACUCCCGCACAUGCAGUACCGGCCACACAUUCUCCUCAUCUCCCCCCCACAAUGUCACAUUCUUCGUCUGGGAGUAUCGGUGGUUUAUCGUCGCCGCCUCCUACUCCCUCCUCCGCCUCGAUGCCCGGUACUGGUCGAUUAAACACCAACGCUAACACGUUUGUGCCCAGUCAACGGCCAAGUGCUCGGGUUUCGCUUAAAAAUGCAGACGGGAUGGAAAUUAACUUGGAAAAGCUUAAGAAUCAGAAACUCAGUCCUGCUCUGCCUGGCACUGCGCUUCCGCCGGUCGUAUCGUCGGCGCACGGUAGUCCUAAUCGGCGGUCUGUUAUACGUAUGGAGUCCGAAGAGGAGCGGUCGAAACGCUUAGCGAGUGAGCAGCAAGCCAAAGCCAAGGCAGAGGCAGAUUCCAAGGCAAAGAAGGAGAACGAGGAGAACGAGCGUAGGGAGAAGGAGGAGAAGGAGGAGAAGGAGAAGAAAGAGAAGGAAGAGCAAGAGCGCAAGGAAAAAGAUGAGAAGGAGAGAUUGGAGAAGGAAGCGAAGGAAGCGAAGGAGAAAAUGGAGCGAGAGGCGAAAGCGGCCAAAGAGAAACAGGAACGAGAAGCGGCUGAGAAGAAGAGGCUGGAAGAAGAGGCUAUUGAGAAGGAGCGCUUGAAGAAGGAGGAAGAGGAGAGGGAAAAGGAGAAAGAGCGUCUCCGGCUAGAGGAGGAACAGCGAAAGAAGGAGGAGGAAGAGGCUGAGAGGAAGCGGUUGCAGCAAGAACAGGACGAGAAAGAGAAGGAACGGUUACGCCUGGAAGAGGAAGAGAAGGAACGCGCCCGUAUCGCAGAGGAAGAAGCCACCAAGGCUAAAGCUAAAGCUGAAGCUGAGGCCGCUGCUGCCAAGCCUGAGGAAGGUGAGGUCAUAGAAGAACUUUCCAGCGCUGAUACCGCAGCAACAAGCAAGGACAAGGCCAAGGAGAGGGAUCUCCGAAUCAAUACCACGUCUCCCCCGUCUGAGCUUCCCCGACGUCGCCCUGGCCCCCUCGAUCUCUCUACCACCAAGGCCAACAUUCCCGCACCGCUUCCUUCUGCUCUUGCUACCGCUCGUAACAUCGAUGACUUAGGCCGCGUCCCUUACCCCGAGGGAAUCAAGAGUCCUAGAGUUGAGCUCAACAUAAAUGCUAAGGAUGGGAAAUUCAGAUACGACCGAGACUUCCUUCUGCAAUUCAUGUCGAUAUGUAAGGAGAAGCCAGACUCACUUCCUGCCCUCGAUGCUAUCGGUCUUGAGCCGUCAGACCAGAGUUCCUAUCCCAUGAGUCGCGGUGGAUCCGGGCGACAUCGCCAGGGCUCUGGUGCUGUUCCACCUCAGCGCCAGAACUCCACUGGGCUUGGAUUCAACCCAGCAUCCUCCUUUGGUAAAGGAGGAUCCAGCAGCACGUUCAGCAUGGGCGGCAUGGGCAACUUUGCAACCAUCGGCGGGUCCAAGCUUAACAGCGACGACCGAUUCAAUAUAUCCAACAACAUGCGUGCUACAUCUGUUAGUGGUGCGACGUCUAUGCCAUUUGGCGGCCGGCCUUCUCAAAUGCAAAGAACGGCAAGCCAAGGUGGCCCGGGUGGUGCCCCCAUGGGCAGCAACCGAACUCGGAGCAAGCGUGGCGAGAAGCGCAACGACAGCAAUAGAGUUCAGACUGGUCCUGGAACUCAGCACGGGCACGGCAUGGGUGGUCAUGGACCUGCAGCAGCUCUGGCUCAAGCGAUGCUCGAGCCUGUUGCGCCAUUGCAGCAAACUGCCAAUCGCUGGGACAGGCGUGUGCUUAGUUCAAACGGUCCGGACUCUCCCGAUCUCGUUGACCGUAAGGUCAAGGGUCUUCUCAACAAACUUACAAUGGAGAAAUUCGACUCCAUCUCCGAUCAGAUCAUCGCAUGGGCGAACAAAUCCGAAAAGGAGAAAGACGGCCGAACUCUCAUCCAGGUCAUCAGGCUUGUCUUUGAGAAAGCCACUGAUGAGGCUACAUGGUCCGAGAUGUAUGCUCGUCUCUGUCGGAAAAUGAUGGAGCAAAUCAGUGCAAAGGUCCAGGAUGAUAGCAUCAAGAAUCCUGAGGGCAAACCCAUCGCUGGCGGGCAACUGUUCCGGAAAUACCUUCUCAACAGGUGUCAGGAAGAUUUCGAGCGAGGCUGGGUGGCGAAGGAAGCUGCGGCUGCAGCUGCAGCUUCCAAGGCCAUCGAGGAUGAAGCUGUCAAAGCUGCUGCCCAGAAGAAAGGGGAUGGCGAGGAGGAGGUCGCGCUGUAUUCUGAAGAGUAUUACGCUGCACAGAAAGCGAAACGUCAAGGUCUCGGUUUGAUUAAAUUCAUUGGUGAAUUGUUCAAACUGCAGAUGUUGACGGAGCGUAUCAUGCACGAGUGUGUCAAGAAGUUGCUUGGAAAUGUCGAAAAUCCCGAGGAAGAGGAGAUCGAAUCCCUCUGCAAACUUUUGACUACUGUCGGGCAAUUGUUGGAUACAACAAAGGCCCGCGCUCAUAUGGAUGUGUACUUCUCGCGCAUGAAGGAACUUACGAAGAGCACUAAUGUUAGCUCGCGUAUGCAGUUCAUGUUGCAGGAUGUCCUCGAGCUGCGUGAGCGGAAAUGGAUCAGCCGCAAUGCUGUUGCUGCGCCUACCACGAUCGCUCAGAUCCACGAAGCAGCUGCGAAGGAGAAAGCCGCCCAAGAGAAGGAAUCAUAUCAACGUCAAAUGUCAAUCUCUCGCGGCGGAUCCCGACGGGGUGGAGAACGAGGCGAAUUUCCACAAGUUGGCGCCGAUGGCUGGGCAGUCGCUGGAGGUAACUCUGCCCCACGACCUCCUUCCAAGGCCGGCGAUCUGUCCAAGUUUGGUCAGAUUAGUAACAAAGGCGCACCUCUUACUUUUGGUCCUCAAAGCAGCAUAUACGCCGGAAAGAAGGACAAGCGAGAGUCUGUCCAACGGACGAAUUCUUCUUCACAGAACAUGUUUUCUAUGCUUGAUUCUGCGGAAAGUGCCAUACCCAAAGAAACGUUCCAGCGUAAGCGCCUUAUUCUUGCGCCUCGGUCGAAGCCAGUUGAGGGUCAAGAACACGCGCUGACGACCGCAGAGUCCGAGGCUAGCUCAGACGAAGAAGUAAUCGCUGAACCUGAACCUGUUGAGAUAAACAACCAAGACGCCAAGAAGAAGAUAGAGGAGGAUAUCAAGGAGUUUGGCGCCGUUCGGAAUCUCGAUGAAGCAGAAGUUUAUUUCACGCAACUUCCUGCUAAACGCCACCCUCUCUUGGUUGACAAACUGAUUUCAUUUGCUGUGGAGUCGAAGGAGACAGAUGCGCAGCUAGUGGCGCAGCUAUUCUCACGUGCCUCGGCCAAGAAUCUCUGUACAAUUGCUGAUUUUGAAAGCGGAUUCGCCGCAGUGCUCGAGUUCCUGGAGGACAUUGCUAUUGAUGCACCGAUGGCCUUCAACCUGAUGGCAAUAAUGAUGAAGGGCCCCGCCUUUGAUGAUGAGCAACGGACACGCUUAGCCUCGAAGACGGACAGUGCCAAACUUCUUGGGCUUUUAUCUUAGACUGUGAUUUCGUCUUGCAUCGUACUGUAUCCGUUAUCCCAUGUUUUCUCUUUCUGCAUUGUUCUCAUACUUUGGCAUAUUGUUUAUUCUACGAUGCUUUCAGUGCAUCUUUCGGUACCUACUUAUUUCUGUUUUGCCUGCACAUGUACGUAGCAACGGUAGCAUACUACCGAGCAGAAGAGUUUCAUUUUUUCUGCAUC